Malassezia pachydermatis is the source of this 2706-nucleotide messenger RNA. RefSeq names its product glycosyltransferase family 2 protein. Lineage: Eukaryota; Fungi; Basidiomycota; Malasseziomycetes; Malasseziales; Malasseziaceae. The record is from RefSeq and is a predicted model, not a curated record. Gene Ontology annotation, cellular component: cell periphery; cell septum. Gene Ontology annotation, molecular function: chitin synthase activity. Bases 1 to 2706 code for a protein of 901 amino acids. The transcript has 2 exons.
AUGCGGUCGUUUUUUGGACCACGACGUGUGGUGACCACGCCAGCUGUGGUUACAUCGUCAGAGUACAACGACAAUGACCCGGAAGAGAUUCAACUAAUCAACCCUCAUGACCCGUCGACACCAACCCUGGCAGAUGUCAAUGAUAUUGUGGAAGAUUAUUAUGGCUCUGAAGCGCAUGAGCUUGCGAUGAUCCCCACCAAGCCCUCCUCAUCACAACAUGCGUCAGUAGAUUGGUCUGAGAAUGGAUUUCCGUACCUCGAUGCUGUUGAUGGUCUGUCUAAAGAGCGCGCUAGCAUUUCUACGCUGCCUAUGGCAUCAUCUGCUCAGCCAUUGAUGAUACCGGAUUCCUCUUCUAUGGCGGCUACAGAGUCUCUCGCUCCUACAACGAACGAGGCCCCUGCCUCUACAUGGCUGGGAUUCCUGUCUUCCUAUAUCUACCCUACACCGAAAUCACCCGACUUGGAAGCAGGGUCUGAUGGACGCUUUGGCUCUACCUGGGAGCGGAUUCGAUAUGGACACAUUCCUCAGCGUCAGCCACGGCGAUACCGAACAAUCAAGCGUGUACCUUUAUAUGAUGGCCAUUUGGUUCUUGACUGUCCCAUUCCCCCGCGUCUUUUGCAACGUCUCCCUAUUCGCGAAGGGCGUGAGUUCAACUUUAUGCGGUACACGGCUGUGACGUGCGAUCCAGACGGUUUUGUGAAAGACAGGUAUACCCUACGCCAGCAACUUUACCGCCCGCCACGUCCCACCGAACUGUGCAUUAUCCUGACCAUGUACAACGAAGAUGAGCGUUUAUUCACUCGAACCAUGCAUGGUGUCAUGCGGAAUAUCGCAUACUUAUGCUCGCUAAAAAACCACCAUGUAUGGGGAAAAGACAGCUGGCAGAAAGUGGUGGUGGUCAUUGUAUGCGAUGGUCGACUGAAAAUGAACGCUCGAACGCUAAGUGUGCUUGCUGCUAUGGGCAUAUACCAGGAAGGUGUUGGGAAAAACACUGUGCAAGGGACCCCUGUGGAAGCCCACAUGUACGAAUAUACAACUCAAAUUUCAAUUGACCCGUCCCUCAAGUUCCGCAGUGCAGAGCGCGGAAUUGUCCCUGUACAGGUACUGCUUUGUAUCAAGGAGCAUAACAAGAAGAAAAUCAAUUCUCACCGGUGGGCUUUCAAUGCAUUUGGUCCUCUUCUGCAGCCUAACGUCUGCAUGCUUCUCGAUGUGGGUACCAUGCCUACGGCUCGCAGUAUCUAUCGACUUUGGGAGGCGUUUGACCGCGAUAAGAAUGUAGGCGGUGCCUGUGGUGAAAUUGUUGCUUUAAAAGGCACCAUGUGGCACGCGCUUCUCAACCCCCUUGUGGCUGCCCAGAACUUUGAAUACAAGCUGAGCAACGUGCUAGACAAGCCUAUGGAAAGUGCGUUUGGGUACAUUAGCGUUUUGCCAGGUGCGUUUAGUGCUUAUCGAUAUGAAGCGUUGCAAAAUGAUGCUAUGGGUAAUGGCCCCUUGUGCUCGUACUUCAAGGGUGAAAGUCUACAUGGUGGCAACUCAGAUGCUGAUAUCUUUACAAGCAACAUGUACCUGGCCGAAGAUCGAAUCUUAUGUUGGGAACUUGUCACAAAAAGGGAUAGUGCAUGGCUCCUGCGCUAUGUGAAACGAGCUCAAGCAGAAACUGAUGUGCCUACACACGUUGCUGAACUUAUUUCGCAGCGUCGACGUUGGCUCAAUGGCUCCUUCUUUGCUGGGAUCCACUCGAUUAUCAAGUUUGGCCAUAUCUAUCGAUCCAACCAUUCUACUGGCCGGAAGAUUGCGCUUCAUAUUGAAAUGAUAUACCAACUGUGCCAGCUCUUCUUUUCUUGGUUCUCCCUUGCGAACUACUACAUUACUUUCUGUGUUCUAUCCGAGUCUGUGACGGAUUCGCUGCACUGGGUGCGCGUUCCAUCGAUUAUCUGUGAAUACAUAUACUUGGCUUUCCUUAUUUAUUGCUUCCUCCUUUCCAUGGGCAACCGGCCUCAGGGUAACAAGAUUGGAUACCUUGUCUCAAUGAUUGUGUUUGCUCUUCUAAUGCUCAUUAUGAUGAUUUUUGUCAUCUAUUUGGCUUACUGGAGUGUACAAAAAGAAGUGUCAACGAAGAGUGGCAUCGCUCUAGUGGCCGAUGGUGUGUUCAUUCGUGUGGUGAUUUCGUUGCUCAGCACGUUUGGGUUCUGGCUCAUUUCGUCCCUGUUGUUCCUCGAGCCAUGGCACAUGUUUACUAGCGUGCUUCAAUACCUUCUCUUGUCUCCCAGUUUUAUCAAUGUCAUCAAUAUCUAUGCGUUCUGCAACACGCAUGACGUAUCGUGGGGUACGAAGGGCUCGACGGCGAUGCAUAAAGACUUGGGUCAAGCUGCAGGCAGCACCAAUAAUUCCGUGGAUGUGAUGAUUCCCAGUGAGUCUCAAGAUAUCGACGAAGCGUAUGAUGAUGCCUGUCACGUCCUCAACACGAAACCUACCCGUGUCAUACCCAUGCCUGACCCUGAUAUGGAACAGAGAGACUACUAUGCGACGGUGCGAACCAAUGUGGUUCUUGCGUGGACACUGACCAAUGCGGCACUGGCUGUGGUAAUUCUUAAUUUGGACCGACCUGUACACAACGUUUAUAUGGGUAUUUUAUUCUAUGCGAUUGCUGCCUUGUCUUUCUUCCGCUUCUUUGGUGCUUUUAUGUAUUUGUACGUAUGCGCAUGA